This is a messenger RNA of Bursaphelenchus xylophilus (pine wood nematode), 1780 nucleotides long. The record is from the annotation of a GenBank genome assembly. NCBI's taxonomy places the organism in Eukaryota, Metazoa, Nematoda, Chromadorea, Rhabditida, Aphelenchoididae.
AUGUCACUUGCCAAGAGAUUUGUUUCCAGGUAAGUGUAAUAUUACUUAAUAUUAAACAUCUGGAUUACCGAUACAAUAAGUUAGGGGGACUUAUGGGUAAUAUAGAAUUGUCUUGAAGAAAAGAACGGUAAGAAAACAGCUGGCAGACCUCGUUAUAACCCUGAAAACGAUACUAAACCUCUUAUUACCCCCUCGUUUAUAUGCACAGGGAAGUGAUAAGGGCAUCCGGGACAUAAAUCUUAAAGAUUGACGCCCCAUGGAAAGAAUGGAGAACCCGUGUUCGACAAAAAAACGUGCAAAAAUGGGGACACAUAGGUUGGAGAUCAGGGACAAGUGAGAUUAAGACAUGGAAGAUGAGACCUGGACAUGCAAACUCUCGUCUAAAAACAAACUUUUCCACAAUUUCUGGCCAUGUUUUCGUUUUAUGACCUUUUUUGGCCUUCAAAUUGUGUGUAGCACACUUAGAACAGACAUAAAAUUAGUCUGCCUGGCCAUGUUUUUCCAAUGUGUUAGCAGUUGUCGGAUGUUUAUGAUUUAAUUUUUCUUUUUCCUGUUUUUGCUUUCGAGAGUUCCCGGAAAAGAAGAAGACGGGCCGGGACCUAAUUUUAGCAGUUGGAAGGAUAAUCUCACUGGAAAACAAAAUGAAAUUACAGUGAAAACGUGACAAUGAAAGGGAGUGGAAUUACCAUUAAGGAGAUGCCCGUAGAUCGAAGCAGUCCCCAUAAACAAGAAAACAUUACUUUUAUGACCUCUUUAUGGCCUUAUGAAAUGUUUUCAGAACGGUCUUGGCCAAGGUUUAUGCAAAUGACAAAUGUGCCCGCAGGCUUUACAGUCACUCGCCAGUCCUUCCCGAGAAACCGUAUGGUCCAUCUGAUGGCUCCAUUUGGUGCAAAGCUACGCGACCUAAGCCUCCAGAGUUCCUCAAGGGUAUCGUUCAUUAUGAGAUUGCCGUUGAACAUGACAUUGAACAUAUUGUCGACUUCUGGCGCGAAAAUAUUGGUGAUCAAUCACCUCUUCUUCAAUCGAUUGGUAGGUCAUCCUCUUCUGGGUUAUAGCCGAUUGAAGAGUUUUGUAAUCUGAAACGUCUUUUAGGUGCCAAACCAGAGGAUAUGUUGGACUUGGCGAAUCAGAUUGUGAACAGAUCGGUCAAGGAACACUGCUCUCUUCUGGGGUUUGUUGGCGAUGAACUUGUCGGUUUCUCGAUGCACUCAAUUCGGAAAAUGGAACCUUCAAACGGCCAACCAAUCUCCCAUCCGGACAUCCUCCCCACCAAAGAUUACUCUCCAGGUACGCUAAACUCAAUCACAGUGUAAUAUAAUACUACAGAAAUUGAUGCGGCCCUUUAUGAAAAUCGAGCGGCCAAGAAAAUGUGGGUAUUCUGGCACACAUUGAGCUCGGAUCUGGAGAGAUUGUUGCCCAAUGCAAAGAAGAUCAUGUUCGUUGAAAUGGGUGGAGUCGCUCCCGAAUAUCAGCAGUAAGUUUUUCAUUCUUACUUGUUCUUGUUUGUCUGGCCCUUUAAAUUACAAUCAUUUGUAGACGGGGGAUUUACACCGACAUGGCUCAGAUGACAAUUCGCUUGGCCAAGGAAAAGUUCAACUGUGAUCAUGUUCUUGUCGUCGCUGACUCCAAACCUUCUCAGAAGAUGUAUGAGCAAAAAUUGGAGUUCAAAUUGCUUCGGGAGCUCAAGUUGGAUCAUUAUUUUGACGGCCCUAAUCCCGCCUUCCCGUAUGAAAAGAACGAGAUCUUCAGCGGAAAACUUUUGGGCAAGGCCAUCGAUUAA